GAAAUUUGACCUGAGGAAUCAACCUCACGAGCUCUGGGAGAGGAGUGGUCAGGAACGUCACGCAUCACAAAGGACAAAUCAAGGAUAAAAGUGGAGGAUGCACUUGAGUUUCUGUGAAAAUGCCGAUUGCGAGCUAGACCCCCGACAAGCGAACUUCAAGCAAGUACGUCUAUCGUUGAUUUGUCUAGUGUUCAACCAUCUGAAACUUAGCUAUUUCUAAACUGAAAUCUAUAAACCGUAAAGGGUCCAAUAAAAUUUACGCGCAAAAUAGCAUAGGAUGCCUACUUUUUAAUAAGUGUACUUUGCACGCGCAAUGUCAGCAUCCUGCAGAGACCAAACCAUUGGAGCUUGAAGUCAGAAGCAUCAUUGCAAAAAGGAGCGGAAAUCAUAUAAUCUUUGAGGAAGAGAACGUAAACUGAGACGUGAGGAAAGUACUUUGUUUUGGAGUUCAUCCCAGGGAGUUUUUUUAGGUCAAUCAACAUGAAGUGCUGGCCCUGGUAUUGGCAGAGAGGGAUAGCAGCUCUGCUAUUUAUAUCCCAAACAAUCAUCGCCAUGGUGAUCCCAAACUCCACCCACUUGGAGGCUAUUCUGGAAAAGUAUCUGGAUGAAGAUGGAGAGUGGGCGGUUCCUAAACCGAGGGGGCGGAGAGCCAUCACUGAGAGUGACAUGCACCUUAUUCUGGACCUGCAUAAUAAGCUGAGGGGUCAAGUCUAUCCACAAGCCUCAAACAUGGAGUACAUGGUGUGGGACUCAGAGCUGGAGAGGAGUGCGGAGGCCUGGGCCGACGAGUGUCGGUGGGAACACGGGCCGGCCAGCCUACUGUCACAGAUAGGACAGAACCUGGGCGCUCACUGGGGCAGAGACCGCCCGCCCACGUUCCACGUUCAGGCCUGGUACGACGAAGUCAGAGACUUCUCCUUCCCCUAUCCGCAAGAGUGUGACCCUUACUGCCCCUACCGCUGCCAUGGGCCAGUGUGCACUCACUACACUCAGUUGGUCUGGGCCACUAGCAACCGCAUUGGCUGCGCCAUCAAUGUCUGCUACAACAUGAAUGUCUGGGGGAUGAUUUGGGCCAAAGCCGUCUACCUGGUGUGCAACUACUCCCCUCCGGGCAACUGGUGGGGCCACGCCCCCUACAAGCAUGGCAGCCCCUGCUCUGCCUGCCCCCCUAGUUACGGAGGGCGCUGCAGGGACAAUCUCUGCUACAGAGACGAUGGGAUGGGGAGGCACUACCACCCCCCCGAAGCGGAAGAAACCAACUACAUCGAGCCUGAAGUGCCCAGGACCCCAGAGCCUCGACUGGGGGCACAUUCCCCAACCGCGCCUCCGAAGGACCGUGCCGAGAGGAAGGAGGUGGUCAGCACCAGGCAGAUGUCUCAACAGGUGACCUGCGAGGCGAAACUGCGCGAUAAAUGCAAAGGAACGACGUGUAACAGAUAUGAGUGCCCUGCUGGCUGCCUACAGAGCAGAAUGAAAGUAAUAGGAAGUGCAUACUAUGACAUGCAAUCCAGUAUUUGCGGAGCUGGUAUACAUGCAGGGAUUGUGGAUAAUGAAGGAGGGUGGCUGGACAUCACAAGAGUAGGAAGAAAGGAACACUUUACGAAGUCCAACAAGAACGGGGUUCAGACUCUGGGAAAAUCAGAGAGUGCAAAUUCCUUCACUGUGUCAAAAGUACCAGUGAAAGCCAUCACGUGCGAAACCACCGUUGCACAGUUGUGCCCCUUCAAAAAGCCGGUCAGGCACUGUCCAAGGCUAUACUGUCCCCGAAACUGUCUCCAGAUGACCUCCCAACACUCUAGAGUCAUCGGAACUCGAGUUUAUUCUGACAAAUCCAGCAUCUGCCGGUCAGCCAUCCAUGCAGGGGUCGUACAGAAUGACUCAGGGGGAUACUUGGAUGUCAUGCCUGUGGACAGGAGGAGACAGUACAUUUCCACUCACCAGAACGGGGUCUCCUCGGAGAGCAUACGGAAUCCUUCGGUGGGCAAAGCGUUCCGAGUCUUUGCGGUCAUUUGAACUCGAGCCGCAAGGACCCCUGCAUUGCAUGGACCCCUUGAAGAGGUGCUCAUUGUACUGCCUGCUUUUCCAUACAUUUCUGACCAUGCUGCACUGAAAUCAGGACCCAUUAUUGAUUUAAUCAUGUACAUUCAACAACGCCAGGGAAGAAACUUGACAAUUAUAGACUACAGGUCAGAAAAUAUGGGAAGUUACUCUGUUCACGGCCAUUUGCCCUUUUCCAACCAGCCAGAGCUUGUGAAAUAUUGUGAACUUUGUAAAUUUUAUGUACAUAACAUUCCAUUUUGUAAAUAAUGUUAUCUGUUUUGUUUAAUGAGCAUGUGGCCUGUGUCUGGUUUGCAAAAAAUUAUUUGCUGAAAGUCAAUAAUCUUAAUUGUACAUUUAAGCACUUAAAGAAAGGUUUCCUUCAUAGUGGCCAACCUGUCACAAAACUCUACCUGUUCAGAGAUACCUGUGUUCCUGAAAAAGUGCUUCAGCAUGUGACAGAAUUUAGGAUUUGUUUCAUAACUUUAAGAAAUGGAAGUUAUUAUAUCUUUAUUUUUAUAUGUAUUUUUAUAAGUAUUAUUCUGUACAAAUUUGCUGCUAACUCUUGUGAUGUAUUUCAGAACAGACUUCUACAGAAUCUGUUACUUUAAAAGCCUGGCAGGCCAGGAACUACAGUUCUACAGGAAAGUUAUUCAGAGGGAGCAUUAAUAAAGCGCACACCUUCACCAUCGGACAGUAGUAAAAUGAUCUGUAUGAGCAUUAGUCAUCAUAUAAUAAUGGAAAUUAUAAUUUAUCAUAUUAGUGGAAAAUGUUAUUUUAAAUUAAAAAUGUAUUGUGCUUGAAACUGGAAAAUGUAUUCAUUCACCUUGUAGGCUUCUGCUGUUUCAUAAAAUAUCAGGAGAAAUCUGUUUCCCUUUGGUCUCUGCAAUUAGUCACAUGUACUAUGGACAGUACUACCUCACUUGAUUAGAAAAGCUUUGUUUCAUAUGCAAUAAAGUUUCUUUUAAAAACA
Messenger RNA from Anguilla anguilla (European eel), 3010 nucleotides. It is a transcript of the gene crispld1b, whose product is annotated as cysteine-rich secretory protein LCCL domain containing 1b. The transcript is spliced from 15 exons. NCBI's taxonomy places the organism in Eukaryota, Metazoa, Chordata, Actinopteri, Anguilliformes, Anguillidae. The record is from RefSeq and is a predicted model, not a curated record. Gene Ontology annotation, cellular component: extracellular region. The coding region runs from base 481 to 2013 and encodes 510 amino acids.